Molecule: messenger RNA, 1167 nt
Organism: Armigeres subalbatus
Lineage: Eukaryota; Metazoa; Arthropoda; Insecta; Diptera; Culicidae
Exons: 1
Coding region: 1-1167 (388 amino acids)
Biological process (GO): DNA integration
Molecular function (GO): nucleic acid binding
Source: RefSeq, a predicted model, not a curated record
AUGGCACUCCAUUCUGGCCCCCGCAUGACACUCGCUCGAAUUCGGCAAGAAUUCUGGCCGUUACGUGGUAAGGCAUUGGCAACACACUCAUUCCGGAAUUGCAUUCCUUGCUUCCGAAGCAACCCUGUCCCUGUAUCCCAACCCCCUGGUCAACUUCCAAAACCCCGUACAACACCCUCUCGCCCUUUUGCUAUUACUGGCGUGGACUAUUGUGGGCCUGUCUACCUCAAGCCUGUACAUCGUAGAGCAGCAUCGCAGAAGGCGUACAUUGCCGUUUUCGUGUGCUUCUGCACGAAGGCGGUUCAUCUCGAGCUGGUAGGGGACCUCACAACUUCGGCUUUCCUCGCUGCUUUGCGGCGAUUCAUCUCGCGUAGAGGUCUUCCUACUGAGAUCCACUCGGACAAUGGUCUCAACUUCAAAGGUGCCAGCAACCAGCUUCGGGAACUUUAUGAUCUACUACGCGAUCCAAAUACUGCAUCCACAAUUUCCAACGAAACUGCCCAGCGAGGAAUCGUUUGGAAAUUCAUUCCGCCACGAGCACCAAAUUUCGGCGGCCUUUGGGAGGCUGCCGUGAAGUCGGCUAAAACGUCACUUAUUCGGGUGUUGGCCCAGCGAAAACUAUCGUUCGAGGACAUGGCCACGAUUCUCACCCAAGUCGAGGCGGCUAUGAACUCGCGACCGCUCACUCCGUUGUCAGAGGAUCCAGAUGAAUUGGACGUGCUCACCCCUGAUCAUUUCCUCACCGGAUCGUCGUUACUCGCGAUACCUGACCCAGAUUACACCGAUGUACCCGUGAAUCGGCUGCAGCACUACCAAGGAUUGCAGCAGCUGGUGCAACAACACUGGAAUCGAUGGAGGCGUGAAUACAUUUCGCAGCUCCAUAAUCAAAACCAACGAUAUCCGCAAUCAACACGUCUCAAAGUGGGUCAAAUGGUGAUCCUUAAAGAGGACGGAAUUUCUGCCAUCGCAUGGCCACUGGCUCGCAUCACCGAAGUCUACCCGGUCCUACCUGGUCCGGACGAAGUAGUCAGGGUAGUGAAAGUUCGCACUCCUAGUGGUGCUGUAUACAAACGACAGUCAUUCCGCAUCUGUUUGCUGCCGUUCGAGAAGUUGACUGACGACAACCGGAUAAACAAAGCUGCGCAACGUGAAUUGAAUUCAAUCUAA